Messenger RNA from Bathycoccus prasinos, 1299 nucleotides. RefSeq lists its product with no specific name. Bases 1 to 1299 code for a protein of 432 amino acids. NCBI's taxonomy places the organism in Eukaryota, Viridiplantae, Chlorophyta, Mamiellophyceae, Mamiellales, Bathycoccaceae. The record is from RefSeq and is a predicted model, not a curated record. The transcript has a single exon.
AUGAUGCUGUUUUCUUCGACCUCGUUGGCGAGAUCGAGCGGGAGGACGACGACACUUUUUACUCCUCCUCCUCCUUUAGUAUCGUCGUCAUCGCUUUCGAGGAGGCGCGUAAAAGGUAUUCGCGGAAAGAAGAGGGAGAAGACGAAGAAGGAUGCCUUAUCGUUCUCGUUACUUUUAACGAGGAGUAGUGGUUGUAGUGGUGGAGAUACGAGUGGUAAAAGAAGAAGAAAAAGUGCGACAAAAACGACGGCUUUUAGGAGGUUUCCAUCGUCGUCAUCGUCUUCUCCAAGAGGAGGAGAGAAAUGGCGAGCAAAACGACCGUCUUCUUUCUCGGACGAGGACGACUUUGAGGACGAGCUUUUAUACCCGGAUCGGAGAUUUAAAUCGCAAGACGAGCGACAAGCCGCCAUCGAUAGGCUGUCGCCUCCGAAAGAAUCAUCGAAGGACGAAGACCAACACGGGGAAGAGAAAAAAGGAGAGCUCAAGUUUGUGAAGAAGGUGGAAAGUUUAAGGCGAGGGACGACGUCGGCGUCUUCCUCUCCCGGGAACGGGAACGACGACGGCGGCGGUAAAAAUGAAUUCGGAAAACUGUCCUCGUCGUUACCUCCGGAACGACCACCGAGAAGAAGGACGACGACGAGAAAUAAUGUGGGAUUGAGCGAACGCGAGAAGAACCGCGCGGUAAGAAGAGAAGAUCCGGAUUUGGGUCCGAGCGCGCGAGAGCGAUCGCAAAUGAAAAAAAUGGAAAGACGACAAAAAGAAGCGGACGAGAGGAUGGAGCGCAUUUUGUCCAUCAUAGAUGAUUCGAAGUUUGGGAUGGCGUUUAGUAUGGUGAAUGAGAGCGACAGCACAGGCGGCGCGGAGCCGGCGUUUUUCGCCUUGUCGCAGAAGAAACAGUUGGAGUAUUUGGUCGAGUUGCAAAAAGAGUUGGACGACGCGAAUAUUGGUUUGAUUGAACAACUGUUUGGCUUGUGGAAGUGGACGAACGACACGUCAGACGAGAUUAUUGAGAACUCGUCGUCGUCGUACGAAGCAGAAGACGACGACGAGAGCGGUGGUUGGGGGAAAAAGAAUUACCAAGGCGGCAAACCGGAAGGAUUCUUAGGCGAACUGUCCGAAGAGCUGAGAAACUUUUUGUCGAUCGACAUCACCGAAGUCUCGCCGAAUCAGUCGAAAGUGGAAGUAUACGCAUCUCCCGAAGCGAUACUCGCAAUUGUAGUCAUGCUAGUCGUGAGUUGGAAUUUUGGAGGAUGGUUCGUGUCUUUGUUCGUGAACUCAGACGGUAUCCCGCCGAUUUAA